This is a messenger RNA of Dromaius novaehollandiae (emu), 5557 nucleotides long. RefSeq names its product G protein-coupled receptor 63 (gene GPR63). Bases 792 to 2051 code for a protein of 419 amino acids. The record is from RefSeq and is a predicted model, not a curated record. Gene Ontology annotation, molecular function: G protein-coupled receptor activity. Gene Ontology annotation, cellular component: membrane. Lineage: Eukaryota; Metazoa; Chordata; Aves; Casuariiformes; Dromaiidae. Gene Ontology annotation, biological process: G protein-coupled receptor signaling pathway. The transcript is spliced from 4 exons.
GAAGGCGGAGCCUCCGCCGCGGCCGGGCGGCGGCGCCGCAGCGAGCGGGACGGGCGGCGGCGGGGAGUCGGGGGAGAAGGGGAGGGAGGCAGGCGCCGGCUCACCCGCCUCUCGCUCGCUCCGCCGGCCGCGGGCUCAGCGCGCUGCGGGCGCAGCCGAGCCGCCGCCGAAGGCGAUGGGGAGGUGGCGCUGAGCGGGCCGCCCCUCCGCGGCGGUGUCGGCGGCCGGGGGCAGCGGCGCCGCGGGCAGGCGAUGCCCCGCACUCCUCUGACCGCGCUGCCCUCCUUUCUCCUCCUCCUGCUCCCGGCUUUGAAGCUUUUGUUUUCCCCGGCCGCUGCGAUGGCAGGAAACUUCCCGGAGGGAUGGGCUCCGGCCGGGCUCGUGCUGCGCUGGGCUCCGCGGGGCACCGGCCGCGCGCUGAGAGUAUUUGGAAAGGAAGUAGUUUGCUGAACAAAGCAGCACAAGAUGACUUGCGAGUCCUUAUUCUUUUCAUGGGAGCCUGCCUGGAUUGUGCCUGCAGAAUGCUGCAGCUGCUUUCACUCUUCAGUGUUCCUGGCUUGUGGAGUCAAAAGCCUCUGUGUGGAACUUUGGGUGAGAUUUUGAUGUUCAUUGGUAAAGUUCCCGCUCAUCUAUCCUGGAAGGCUCUGAUGGAAAUACUGACAUGAAUUUAGGAGCUUUGAUGCUUUCAGACACUGAAUUUUGAUUUGGUAAAUGACCGCAAAUAAGAUACUGCCCGAACAAGCUGAAAUGACUUGAAGACCUUUGGUUCUGCAUUCAUUCCUUCUGAAGCAAUGGUUUUCUCAGCAAUGUUGACACUGGCCCAUUCUGGGACCUCAAAUGCUACUUUUAUUGUUUAUGAAAAUGCCUAUACGAAUUUUACCACUCCCCAGUUUUUGCUUCGUAGUGGCACAACACAGCCAUUGAGAUACAGUUCAGGUGCUGUGCUCACCACUGAGAGAAGUACUUUUCUGGUAAACACUACAGCUAUCCUGCCAUCACAAGAAGUUUUCAGGAGCUUGAGUUUGCCACUCCAGAUCAUUCUUUCUGCUGCUAUGAUAUUUAUCCUAUUGGUUUCUUUCCUUGGAAACUUUGUUGUCUGCCUCAUGGUCUACCAGAAGGCUGCUAUGCGAUCUGCAAUUAACAUUCUCUUAGCAAGCCUGGCUUUUGCAGACAUGCUGCUGGCAGUGCUGAACAUGCCUUUUGCUCUGAUAACAAUCAUUACCACUCAGUGGAUUUUCGGGGAUAUAUUCUGCAGAGUGUCUGCCAUGUUUUUCUGGCUUUUCGUCAUAGAAGGGGUAGCAAUUCUUCUUAUUAUUAGCAUUGACCGAUUUCUUAUCAUAGUUCAGAGGCAAGAUAAACUGAACCCUUACCGUGCAAAGUUUCUUAUUGUGAUUUCCUGGGCAGCGUCCUUUCUUGUUGCUUUUCCGCUUUCAGUAGGGAAUCCUAAUCUGCAGAUACCCUCGAGAGCACCUCAGUGUGUUUUUGGCUACUCUACAAGCCCAGGCUACAGGGCCUAUGUGAUACUUAUCUUGCUAAUUUCUUUUUUUAUUCCAUUCCUGGUAAUGCUGUAUUCUUUUAUGGGCAUACUCAACACCGUCCGCCACAACGCAGUUCGUAUCCAUAGCCACCCUGAUAGCAUAUGCCUCAGCCAGGCCAGCAAACUUGGUCUCAUGAGCUUACAGAGACCUUUUCAGAUGAAUAUUGAUAUGAGCUUUAAAACUCGUGCCUUCACAACCAUCUUGAUUUUGUUCCUUGUCUUCAUAGUCUGUUGGGCACCCUUCACCACUUACAGCCUUAUUGCCACAUUCAACAGCCACUUCUACUACAAGCACAACUUUUUUGAGAUAAGCACUUGGCUCCUUUGGCUCUGCUACCUCAAGUCUGCACUGAACCCACUGAUUUACUACUGGAGGAUUAAGAAGUUUCAUGAUGCAUGCUUAGACUUAAUGCCCAAAUACUUCAAAUUUUUGCCACAGCUACCUGGCCAUACAAGGAGGCGCAUUCGACCCAGUGCCAUCUAUGUGUGUGGGGAGCAUCGGUCGGUAGUGUAAAGCUGCAGUUGUUUGACAUGAUGAUUAUUUUCUGGGAUUAUUUGUUUUUAAGCUUUGGUUGAUUUUUUUGUUUUCUUUAAUAUGGCUUGAGUGUGGCCAUACAACUUGAUUAAAUUUUCCAAUGCUCUGUGCAAUUUGGGGAGGAGAGAGAGACAGAGGGGAAGUGAUUGAUUAUAGUUGGUUUUACUACCAGAUUACAAUGUAAACAAAAUAACAAAAGUUACCUCUAGGAUUCCAUGGAAAUCCAUUCUUUUAAACAAAAAUUACAUUUGUAACACUUUGUCAGGUUUAUGCUUACUAGGCCUGCAAUUGCAUCUAAUUGUGGGGUUUUUUUAUGCUGCUAAGAUACAGUGUAUGUAGUUGAUGUAAUUUUUCUGAAAAAUGUUGCUGCUGUUUGGCAAUGUAUUAGAGCCAAAAAGUCUCGUUAGAUAACCUCUACUUAAUUUUAACAAUGUUUCAGAAGUUUUGAUGGUGACACUAGAAAACUUUUCUUUUUUAAUAUUUCCAUUAAUAUUUUUGUGCACUUUACAAAAUUUGCUACAGAAUUUGUUCAUUGGAAUAUUUUCUUCUGUAUCAAAGGGGUAUUAUGAUCAUUGUUCAUUAUAUUGGCAAGUUUUAAUAAAAAAUCCAUUUAAGCUCUAGGAGGGCAAUUUAUUUUGGUAUAUUUACACUUACAGCCACAGACUUGCUGUUUUUUCUGAUCAACAAUAACUUUAACUGCUUAAUUAUUAGGGGAGUUGGAAAGAGAAUAUGGAGGAAUGAAAGGGAAUGAAUUUACCAUGUCUCGAGGGUUAGGCUAACACAAAUUCUAGAAAAAGAGAGUUCACAUGAAAAUUGGCAUAGGAGGAAAGGGUGGAUAUAAAUGUUAUUUUUGGUUGUAAAAAAACUAUCCAUAUCUAGUGAUAUUCCUGAAAGUGUAUUGGAAAUUGUGACUUUGGGCCUACAAUUUACAUUAUGUUGGUAUAAUGCUGUUUCUACUUGGAGCUCACAUUAGGUGAGGUUGCUCUAUACUGUUGAAAUUGUGCUAUCAGAUAUUUGUCAGAAUAGAUUUAGGGAUAGUAGGGCAAACCAGCAAACAAACAGAACAUGGACCAUAAUUGAGUCUUAGGUCCUAGUCUGCAUGCAAGGACUGAAAAAAAAAAAAAAAAAAAAAAGAAAGAAAGAAAGAACCCCCCCGCCCCCGACUUUAGUUAUUUUCCAGUUUAACUGUCCAACUGAAACCAUAAACUGGCAAUAAUGAAUAACAGCUGGCCAGCAGUUUGCUACGGAUGGAGUUAAGUUAAACUCCCUUUUUCCCUCUGGUAAUUACUUUACACUGAUUUUUUUUAAUCUUUUUUUUUUUUCAUUACUCCUUUCCCCUUGUAGUGCCUGCUGCCUCAAGGGUUUGCUCUGCUGUUGUCAUGUAUUAAAGAUCAGCAGCUCUUCCUGAACCACCUCUCUGACUAAUGUCAGGCUGUCUUGGUACCUGCCUCGAAAGUCAAAGGUUUCCCUUGAUGAUAGCAAUCCAGAUUCCUAAAUAAAUAUAUAAUGAAAAGUGAGUAAAAUUAAAACUUUGGGUUCAGGCUUUGAAGUGAGAUCCUUAGUUGCUCUGAGGCUAGGGAAGGAUGCCUGCAGAACUCGUGCAUCUUUGCAGUGGGCCUUUCAGGGAGGUGUGUAAUUGAGACGAGGAAGAAUAAUGUACAUCCGGUUUAUCCAGGGCGAGGGUUCAGGCUUCUCUUGGCUCCGGCUCUUUUCAGCACUCCAAAGCACAGGGACCUCUUCUUUGUUCUUGUCCCUGAGGAGCAAAUGUCUACAACAAGCUGCAUAAGGGUUGAACUGAGUGUAUGAAGGAAAUGGUCUGUACUGUGUGGAUGUCCAGGGGCUGCUUGCUUUCUGGGGUCAACUAAGCAUUUACAGCACAGAUUUUAUUUAGGUCGCGAAGAACUAAUUUAACAGUAGUCUCUGUUCCUCGUUUUGACAGUUUUUGGUAAAAAUGCUGGUUAUAUUUAAAUUCCAGGAAUAUAAAAGGAAAAUUUUUUGAUUUGCUUCAUUAAAAAAAGAAAAAGCUUGUUAAUACACUGCUAGUCAAGGUUGUGGAUUCACUGUAAAGGUACCCAGGAGGCUAUGAUGAUAUUGAUGUCUGUGCUUUACAUUCCUUGUCAACUCCACUGGUGACAGUAUGGGUUUUUUGAUCAGAAUGACAGGCGGUAAAGGAGUUCUGCUGUAAAAGAGUGUUUGAACGUGUCUUUGCAAUGGAGCUUUUAUUUUUCAAUUACAUUUACAUGGAUAGCAGAAGUUUAUGACGUGGGUGAUACGGAUUUUCGGUUUCAGAGCUGUCAUUCUCUUUUAUUUAUCUUUAUUAUUUAAAGCAGCAAAAUUGUGCUUUAAACUAAUGUAAUACAAUGGGAGUAUACACGGUCUAUGCUGGCAGGAGCAGGUAUUCUUGCUGUCUUCCAGAGCUAUAAUAUUAGAGGUUUGAAUCAACGUCAUAAAAUGUAGUGAUUCAAGAAGGAAACAUGAUGAGUAAUGUAGUAAAGUUAGUGAAAUGACUUUCUUGAAUAGCAAGGGGAAAUGUUUUGGGGGGAUUUCAUAAUCUCUGGUUUGGACUUGCUGUUAAGUAGAAAUUGCAAGUGUCAAGGUUGAUUUGUCUGGAUAACUUAGUGUUUACCCCUACUGUAGCAGGGUUUCUGCUCAGAGCUGGGUCAGUUGAGGCUCAGACAAAAGAUACCCUGUAUGGCCCAAAUCCAAAAGCAACUUAAACGAUGGUACAGUAUUCACACUUACCAGGUUUUACAGAUGAUCAGAGCAUACAGUGAAUAAAAGAGUGUUCAGAAAAGGAAAAAAGGUAGCAUAGAAGUAAUCCAGGUUAGUUAUGUGUAUACAGAACUAUCUGGCCUAUCGUGUCUAGUAUACUGUCUUGAGAGCAGUGCCUUUAUAAUUACAGCUGAAGUCCUAGGAUCAAAUAAAAGACCAUUAAACUGCUUCGUCUUGCUCUCUGUGAUCCUGCCAAGAUAAGCAUAAGCUUGCCUACAUCUGUAAUGUUACAAGACAUAUGUGUUUGCAGGAUUAGGGCUAUAAUGGCAUUUUAACGGUCUUGACAAGUCAGGAUUUAAAAAAUGGAGAUUGACUUGAUUCUUCUUGAUUCUACUGGGGAAUUAUAAUCUUCCUCUCCAGAAAUGAUAUAUGUUACUAACCUGUAUUCCCUUGCAUUAGAUCAUCAGAAGUUUUUGGUAUGGAGUAUUGAAAUGAAUGUAUUUUUCCAUUAUUUUGCAGUUUAACUUGUUCUGUCAAAGCAUGCUGCUUUCACAACUUUCAUUUGUACAAACCUAUUGUUAAAAUAGUUCUUUUGUACUCAAGGUUGUGUAUUUUUGACAUUUUUUGUUACUUAUGUAAAAAUAUUUAUGUAUAUAGGGAAGAGAAUUGUUUUGCUUCUUACUGCUUUAUGUUGAUUAUUUUUUCACUUGUAUGCCUGAUGCUUUUGUAUUUUCUCUUAUUUGGGCAUAUGCAUAAACAACUGCCAGACUUCA